AUGGGCAAUACCUUAUCCAUCUUUUCGUCCAGCGGUGAGGCCCUCACGAAAGCCGAGAGACUAGAGCUCGAGCAGGAGCUUGCCGACAAGAAGGACACCAUCAACGUCCUCGAAAGCGACAUCUCCAAGAAGGAGAAGGAGCACACCCUGCUCUCCGCCGAAGCCGACGAGCUCCGAAAGAAGAUCAAAGACCUCGAAGGCCAGCUUCACUCCUCCGGCGAUGAGACAAAGUCGCUGCUUGCCGAGCUCCAGACCGAGCUGAAGACCAAGGAGGAGCUCACCCGCGAGGAGCACGAGGCUUUCAAGCAGGAGCUCGAGGAUACAAAGGCGCAGCUGGUUCUCGUCGAGGAGAAUGUCCAGGCCGUCGACGCCGAGCGUCAGACCCUCAAGGCCGAGAUCACCAAGCUCACCCAGGAGGUGACCGAUGCCAAGGAGGCCCUCGAUGCGUCCGAGAAGGCCCUCAAGGCCGAGAUUGAGGCCCUCAUUGCCCGCGCCACCACCGCCGAGAAGGAGCAGGGCUCCUUGAAGGAGACCUCCGCCAAGCUCGAGUCCGACCUCACCGCUGCCAAUAAGGCCCUCGAGGAGCACAAGCAAGCUGCCGCCGACUCCCAGGCCAAGCUCCAGGCACUGUCUGAGACACACGAGAAGCUCAAGGCCGACUCCGAGGCCGAGCUUGCUGCUUCCAAGACCAGCCUGGGCGAGCUCGAGAGCAAGCACGCGACCCUGCAGCAGACCCACGACAAGCUGUCCACCGACUCCAAUGCCGAGAUUGCCUCAAAGCAGAGCGCCCUGGAGGAGCUCGAGGCCAAAUACGCCGAGUUGGAGAAGGCCAACGAGGGCCUGAAGAGCGGAUCUGCUGCUGACCUGGCCGCUGCCCAGAAGGAAGCUGCGGAUGCCAAGAAGGCCCUUGCCGACGCCGAGAAGCAGAGCGAUGCUGCUCUCUCCAAGAUCGAGGCCGAGCUGGAGCAAUCCCGUGCUGAGGUUGCCAAGGCCCAGAAGGACGUUGCUGAUAAGGAGGAGGCCCAGAAGAAGCUCACCGAGGAGAACAAGGCAGCCCUCGAGAAGGCUCAGGCCAGCAUCACCGAGGCUGAGGCCAAGGUCAAGGCCCUGACCGAGGAGAAGGAAGCCCUCACCAAGGAGGUUGCUGAGCAGGCUACCGAGAUCGAGGCCCUGCAAAAGGAACAGGAGGAGAGCACCGCCAAGGCCAAGGCCCUCGGUGACGACCUCGCUGCUGCCAAGAAGGCUAGCGACGAGCUCUCGACCAAGGUUGGCGAGCUCACCAAGAAGUUGGAGGAGGCUGAGGCCAAGGCAACCAAGGCAGAGACUGAUGCCAAGGCCCUGGAAGCUGAGAAGAAGGAGCUCGAGACCAAGGUCCAAGGUACCGAGUCUGAGCUCAAUGCCAAGCUCGAGGCGGCCCAGGCCAGCCUGAAGACUGCUGAGGCGGACGUCACGACAGCCAAGGAGGUUGAGGCUGCCCUCCAGACCAAGCUCGAUGCUGCUGAGGCCAGUGCCACCGCCGCCCAGACCGAGGCUAAGACCGCCAAGGAUGCUGAGGCCGACCUGAAGACGAAGCUCACUGCCGCCGAGGCUGAAAAGAAGACUGCCGAGGACAGUGCUGCUGAGCUGAAGACGAAGGUUGAGUCUGCUGAGGGCGAGAAGAAGACCGCUGAGGACGCCGCCGCCGAACUUAAGAAGAAGAUCGAGGCUGCCGAAGCCGAGAAGAAGUCGGUUGAGGAGAGCGCUGCUGAGCUCAAGAAGAAGAUCGAGGCCGCCGAGGCUGAGAAGAAGGCUGUCGAAGACAGUGCCGCUGAUCUGAAGAAGAAGAUCGAGGCUGCCGAGGCCGCCAAGAAGGCAGUCGAGGAUAGCGCCGCCGAGCUCAAGACGAAGCUUGAGGCCGCUGAGGGUGAUGCCAAGACCGCCAAAGAAGGCGAGGCUGCCCUGAAGACCAAGUUGGAAGCUGCCGAGGCUGCCCAGAAGACGGCUGAGGAUGGUGCUGCCGACCUGAAGACCAAGAUCGACGCUGCUGAGGCUGAAGCUAAGAAGGCCAAGGACAGCGAGGCCGAGCUUAAGACCAAGCUCGAGACCAGCGAAACCGAGAAGAAGGCGGCUGUCGAGAAGACCGAGGCCCUUGAGAAGAAGGUCAAGGAGCUUGAGGCUGCCGAGGCCGACAAGAAGGCCGCUCUGGAGAAGAACACAGCCCUUGAGAAGAAGAUCAAGGAGCUUGAGGAGGCCGCCGCCAAGACGGAGAAGAAGGAGAACGGUGCUCCCCAAGAGGCCGCUGCCGCCUCAUAA
Molecule: messenger RNA, 2292 nt
Organism: Clonostachys byssicola
Lineage: Eukaryota; Fungi; Ascomycota; Sordariomycetes; Hypocreales; Bionectriaceae
Source: the annotation of a GenBank genome assembly